This is a messenger RNA of Pseudoliparis swirei, 1754 nucleotides long. It is a transcript of the gene glis1a, whose product is annotated as zinc finger protein GLIS1. Gene Ontology annotation, molecular function: DNA-binding transcription factor activity, RNA polymerase II-specific; RNA polymerase II cis-regulatory region sequence-specific DNA binding. Gene Ontology annotation, biological process: regulation of transcription by RNA polymerase II. Gene Ontology annotation, cellular component: nucleus. The record is from RefSeq and is a predicted model, not a curated record. NCBI's taxonomy places the organism in Eukaryota, Metazoa, Chordata, Actinopteri, Perciformes, Liparidae. Bases 84 to 1637 code for a protein of 517 amino acids. The transcript is spliced from 7 exons.
AUUGGGUCAAUUGGGUCUAUUGGGUCCAGUGGGUUCACCUCCGGCUGGCUCCUGAAGGCGCUCCGGGAGGAUCCGCGGAUUCGAUGACUCAAAGGAUCUCUUGGUGGAGGUCGGAGGGAAGUGGAGGGGGGCCCAACAUGUGGCCCCCUGACCUCGGCCCCGCGGACGUCCAGCUGACCCUGCCGGGUUUCGGCAGCGUGUUCCAGGACGCCGAGGACCCUUCUGGUGGCUUCUAUCGGCGCUCGGCGCGCUCUUCGGGAGGCGUUGGUGUGCGCCGCCUCCCGGGGACCUCCCUCCUCACCUCGUCGCCCCUGGAGAAGACCGCGGAGGACUUCGCCUUCGCGGCGGAUGCGGAUCCUAAAAGCGGCGCCCAGGGGUUCGGUUGUUACCCCCGGCCCUCGUUACCGUUAUCCUACGCGCUCGCCGGAUCGGCUCCACCUUUCGGCUCCCCGCCGUCGCCUCUUUCCUCUUUCGCCCCCUCCUCCUCGUCCUCGUCGUCUUUGUUUUUCCCGUGCUCGCCGCCGCCCGCCGCCGCCGCCGGAACUCCUCUCCUUCAGAGAAAGACGCGGGAGGAGCGUCAGUCGAUAAAACGGGAGCCCGAGGACGAUUUCUCGGCGUGCCAGAAGGAACCGGUCCAGGUCCAUGACCGGCAGGCGGAGCCGUUCAGGCCUAUCCAAGGUCGGGACGGCGCUCUGCGGGAUUCUCCCGCCGGCCUGGACCCCGACGUGCACCGGUCGUGCCGCUGGAUGAAUUGCAGCGCCGCCUGCGGCAGCCAGGAGGUGCUAGUGAGGCACAUCGAGAAGGUGCACGUCGACCAGCGCAAAGGGGAGGAGUUCUGCUGCUGCUGGGCCGGCUGCGUGCGGCGCCGCAAACCCUUCAACGCCCGCUACAAGCUGCUGAUCCACAUGAGGGUGCACUCCGGAGAGAAGCCCCACCAGUGCCUGUUCCAGGGCUGCUCCAAGGCGUUCUCCCGGCUGGAGAACCUGAAGAUCCACCUGCGCAGCCACACGGGCGAGAAGCCGUACGCCUGCCAGCACCGGGCCGGCUGCCUCAAGGCCUUCAGCAACUCCAGCGACCGGGCCAAGCACCAGCGCACGCACCUGGACACGAAGCCGUACGCCUGUCAGAUGCCAGGAUGCACCAAGCGUUACACGGACCCCAGCUCUCUCCGGAAGCACGUCAAAGCUCACUCCUCCAGGGAGGUGCAGGUUCUCUCGGUGCCGGAGUCGUCGGGCACGUUGAGCGACUGCCUGGCGAGGCAGCACCUCCACCAGGGAGGAGGAGGAGGAGGAGGAGGAGGAGGAGAGCCUCCACCCGGCCUCCAGGACUACAAGGGCAGUUCCUCCGUCCUCCACCGGGCGGCGUGUCCCUCAGAGAGGAAAAACUCCCAAAUCACCCUUCAGGGGGGAAAAAAGGAAGAACCCUUCAGGAGAGAACAGAGGAGGAUCCCUCUCCAGAAUGGACAGAACAAUAGAUGUCAUGUGACCUCCAUCACCCCCUCCACAGGGUUCGACCUGUUGCAGGACCUCCUGGCUCCGACCAGUGGGGGUUACUCCACGUCUCCUCACUCAGACGACAGCUUCCUCUUCCAGGAGGGAGUCCUGGACCAGGUCUACUCCUUCUACCUGGACUCAUGACGUGCACCUCCUCCUCCAGGUCUACUCCUUCUACCUGGACUCAUGACGUGCACCUCCUCCUCCAGGUCUACUCCUUCUACCUGGACUCAUGACGUGCACCUCCUCAUCCAGGUCUAC